Dromaius novaehollandiae (emu) is the source of this 2097-nucleotide messenger RNA. It is a transcript of the gene CARS2, whose product is annotated as cysteinyl-tRNA synthetase 2, mitochondrial. Bases 143 to 1927 code for a protein of 594 amino acids. Gene Ontology annotation, biological process: cysteinyl-tRNA aminoacylation. Gene Ontology annotation, molecular function: cysteine-tRNA ligase activity; ATP binding. The record is from RefSeq and is a predicted model, not a curated record. Gene Ontology annotation, cellular component: cytoplasm. The transcript is spliced from 16 exons. Lineage: Eukaryota; Metazoa; Chordata; Aves; Casuariiformes; Dromaiidae.
CGCUCGCCUGCUGUUUCCCGGCACAGGCGGCGCAGGUGUCGCGGCAACAGCCGCCGGGGGUUGUGCGCGCUCCGCCUCGCCCCCGCCCCACCGAGAGGCGGAGCCGCGGCUCCCCGCCCGCCGACGGCGGGGCCAGGGGGUCAUGCUGCGCGCCGCGGCCUGGCGGCGGUGGCCGCGCUGGGGGGCGGCGGGUGGCGGGGGCGCGCAGCCCGCGGCGCUGCCGCCGUGGCGGGGGCGCUGCGCGACGCGGCGGGAAUGGCUGCCGCCGGCCGGCCAGCACAGCGGCAUCGUGGCGUACAACAGCCGGAGCCGGCGGAAGGAGCCGCUGGUGCUGGGCCAGGAGGGAGCCGCGACCUGGUACAGCUGCGGGCCGACGGUGUACGACCACGCGCACCUGGGCCACGCUUGUUCCUAUGUUAGGUUUGAUAUAAUUCGAAGAAUAAUGACUAGGUUUUUUGGAAUUGAAGUAAUCAUGGUGAUGGGGAUUACAGAUAUAGAUGACAAAAUAAUUAAAAGAGCCAGUGAGAUGAGUAUAUCACCAGUAGCUCUUGCUCGUAUUUAUGAAGAAGACUUUAAACAAGAUAUGGCUGCCUUGAAGGUCCUUCCUCCUACAGUAUAUAUGAGAGUGACUGAAAACAUUCCUCAGAUAGUUUCCUUUAUAAAAAGAAUAAUUGCUAGUGGACAAGCUUAUGCAACCUCAGAAGGUAAUGUUUAUUUUGAUGUUAAGUCUUGGGGAAAAAGAUAUGGAGUAUUAACUACUCUUUACCCAGAUGCAGAAGAUGAAGCAGUCGAUGCUGAUAAACAACAUGGUAAAGAUUUUGCCCUUUGGAAGGCUGCCAAACCUCAAGAGCUGUCUUGGACUUCUCCCUGGGGAAGAGGAAGACCUGGAUGGCACAUUGAGUGCUCCACAAUAGCAAGAAACUUAUUUUACUGUGGCUGGAGGAGGCUCCUGUCAUGCAGUGCAGUGUUUGGAAAGCAUUUGGACAUCCAUACUGGUGGAAUAGAUCUUGCAUUUCCUCAUCAUGAAAAUGAAAUUGCACAGUGUGAGGUGUAUCAUCAGUGUGAGCAAUGGGGGAAUUAUUUUUUGCAUUCUGGACAUUUGCAUGUUAAAGGAAGUCAAGAAAAAAUGUCCAAGUCAUUAAAAAACUACAUAACAAUUAAGGAUUUUCUGAAGAAAUUUUCAUCCGAUCAAUUCAGGAUGUUUUGUUUGCGCAGCAAAUACAGCUCAGCAGUAGAAUUUAGUGAUGAGACCAUGGAUGAUGCAAAGCACCUUCUUCAGGCAAUUUCCUCUUUUAUUAAAGAUGCAAAUGCUUAUAUAAAAGGACAGCUGGUAUGUGACCCUGUUAGGGAAGACAUACUGUGGGAAAGGCUAGCCAACACAAAAGUAAAUGUGAAGGCUGCAUUUGCAGAUGACUUUGACACCUCCAGGGCUGUUGCAGCAAUUAUGGACCUCAUUCACCAUGGCAACAGACAGCUUAAGGCUGUUACUAAGGAAGCUGUAUAUCCUAGAAGCUCUGUUGUGUAUGGAAGCAUGAUUUCCUAUAUAGAGGGCUUUUUUAGUGCCCUUGGAAUGUCCCUUGGAGAAAAACAGAUUGCUCUGGAAGGAGGAAAUUCAGCCAUGCUCUGUAAUGUGAUUGAUGAGCUUGUAAGCUUCCGUACGAAGGUGCGUAAUUACGCUCUUGCUCUGCCUGAAGCAACAGAAACUAUGCAAAUGGAAGGUGCCAUGGGAUCAAAAGGACCAAAACAAGAACAGAAAGAAAAGAGGCAGCAAUUAAUGCAGGAGAGAAAACCCCUCCUGGAGGCUUGUGACCAUCUGCGUCGAGACCUUGCUGCCUUUGGAAUCCACAUAAAGGACAGAACUGCUGUUUCAACCUGGGAAAUUGUGGAAGGAGGUCAAGCAGAGCAGAGGAAUGAGAAAAAAAGCUGAUCCUUCAUCACUGGACUUUUUUUUUGAUUGCAGUUACUUUCAGAACAGUUGUAAAUACUAAUUUCCAAAUAAAAUCUUCAGAACAGAAUGGCUAACAAACAAAGCUGUAACAUAAUUUGAACAAAAAUGACCAUGCUGUUAACUCAGUAAAUACAAGAAUUUAGCUGUUA